CUUGAUUGUAAAUUGAAAAAUAGAGAAAUAAGAAAGAAGUAGCUAAAGGAGCAAAUUGUCAACAAUGUACAGAAAGUGGACCCCAUCGGAAGUCAGGAACUAAACUAAAUUCUAUGUUAGAUUACUAAAUAAUAAUGCAACUUAAUUAAUCUGCAUGUCAUUGCUGAUGAAGAAUAAGAUGGCGUGGAUUGUAUAAAUAUUGAUUAAAUGGAGGACUGCAAUGAAUAAAAUUUUGACUUCCUUAGUCUUUGUAAGCUGAGAAGGAACAUCCUUCCUAAUAAUUAAAGUUAUAACAAAGGUACUGUAGCAUAAGAGUUUUAUUUAAAUGACAUGCUGUCAUUUCCCCCUCACCAAUCCGCAGCUCAAUUCUCAGUGUUACAAUGGAAGUGGGAAAAUGCAAUUGGUUUAGCCUUGAUACGUUACUUCAAUCCGAGUAUCGAUUUAUGUUCAGAAAAACCUGUCAUUUCCCCCUCUCACCCGCACACCCGCAGCUCAAUUCUCAGUGUUAAAAUGGAAGUGGGAAAAUGCAAUUGGUUUAGGCUUGACACGUUACUCCAAUCCGAGUAUCGAUUUAUGUUCAGAAAAAUAAAAAUUUGUAAAAUCAUACCAAAAGUCAUGAAGGGAAAAGUUAGCAUUAGGGUAUUUUAAUUUGUACUAAAAUCGUAGUUCAACCAUGGUUAAAUCAGAGUUACAAGUCCUGCUAACCCGAGCCUAUUUAUAUUUAAAAAAAACACGUUACUCCAACCCAUAGUCUCCCGAGUCUCGAUUUAUGUUCAGAAAAAUAAAAAUUUGUAAAAUCAUACCGAAAGUCAUACAGGAAAAGUUAGCAUUAAGGUAUUUUGUGCUAAGUGGGAUUGAGCAACAUCAUUGAUUCCGCCCCGAUUGUUAAUUUUAGUCAAUGGUGGCGACUUGUCAUGAUCUCUGAGAUCUCCCCAUUCCACAUUCUCCAAUGCGUCUGUUUACCUUGGAGAAUCUGGAAGUUUAGAAAUAAAGUGACUUUUGAAUUCUACCAACCUCAUGUCCGUUCCCUCGCUAGACAUUUCUACAACCAGGUCUUUCAAGUCUCCAACCCCCUGCCCCUAGAUCGCUGCUUCAUAAUCCUCAUCAAGCCACUUGGGAGCCUCCACGACGAUUAUUUAAAGAUCAACUUUGAUGCAGUUGUUCGUGACUCAGGGUGCUCAUCUGGUCUUGUUAUCCAUGGGUCAGACGGGCAUGUGGUGUUGGCAGCCGAUAUGCAUCACAUGGGAGUAGUCAACCCCUUCCUGCCAGAGCUCCUAACAAUAAGUGAUGCUAUCACCAUCGUCGUCUCAAGAUCCUUGACUCACGUGAUAGUGGAAGGUGACUUUGAGGUGGUUGUCAACCAGUUCCGACAAAGUGUCAUAGAAGAUUCAUUUGGAGGUCCGGUGCUACGGGAGUGUCAUCAGCUUUUAGACUCUUUGUUAGUUUGUAUAGAUUUUAGGGAGGUUCCUAGAGCCGCCAACAGUGCUGCCCAUAGAGUGGCGCCUAAAGCACUGCUUAGAGUCUUUUGACUUUUUUGGAUGGGUUCACUAGGCAAUGGCGGAUUCAGGAAUUUUAAAUAGAGGUGUCCGCUUCAAAAAAAUUAAAAUUAAAAUUAAAAUCAAGUCAAAUAAUUAUUAAAUAUGAAAAUAUUCAUAGUAAAAGUUAGAAUAAAAGUUCAAACAUGUUCCGUGUUAUGAAAGAAUGGUAAAAUACAUUCGGUGUAUACACUGCUCAACAAAUCUCUCGUAACAUAUCUUACUAGACAAGGGUAACCCGUAAUUGGAUUUAAUCGCUAGUUUUUGAAAAUAAUUGGGGAUAAAAAUAGCCUUUUACUAUUAUAUUUUGAUCUAAAACAUAACUACAAAUGAGUUGUAGUCUAAUUGAAACUAUAUUUACUAAUAGUAGUUGUGUUCCCAAAUUCAAAUCACAUAGACCCUAUCACUUAAAUAUUAUUUGUACCCAUAUGCAGAAUACUAUAUGAGGUUGAAUAAUCAUUUUCCAUAUUUUAAGGGUGUUCCACUAUCACUAAUUUUUUUUUACCCAUACACAAACUACUAUCGAAGGUUGGAUAAUCAUUUUCCAAAUUUUAGGGGUGUCCCAGGACACCCCUAAACCUCCAUGUAUCCGCCCCUGUCACUAGGGUGUUGCUUCUAGGGGGUUUAUGGGUAGUUUUGUUUGUAUAUCUCUUGUCUUCUCUUGAUAUCACUCAUAAAUAAAUAAAAAAGAUAUUUUGUGCUAAAAUCAUAGUUCAACCAUGGUUAAAUCAUAUUCGACACGUUGCUCCAACUCGAACCUCGAUUUAUGUUCAGAAAAACCAAACAUGUAACUCCAACUCGAGUCUCGAUUUAUGUUCAGGAAAAUAAAUAAAAAAAAUUGUAACAACGUACCGAAAAUCAUACAGUAAAAGUUAGCAUUAGGGUAUUUGUGCUAAAAUCACAGUUCAGUCGUGGUUAAAAUCAGACUUGACGGUGCUCCAACCCGAGCCUCGAUGUAUCUCAGAAAAAACUCAAGAAUUGUAAAACCAUAUUGAAGGUCGUAGCAGAAAAGUUAGCAUUAUGAUAUUUUAUACUAAAAUCAUAGUUCAAUC
Messenger RNA from Linum trigynum, 2587 nucleotides. NCBI's taxonomy places the organism in Eukaryota, Viridiplantae, Streptophyta, Magnoliopsida, Malpighiales, Linaceae. The record is from the annotation of a GenBank genome assembly.